GUUUAGCCACGCCCCUGCCGUGGGCUAGGGCGCGGGGAGCUUUUGCGCGCGCGGGCACAAAGCCGAAGCGGGAGCGCGCGCGGCGGCGGCCACCCUAAACAGGGCUUCGAGUGUGUUUAUUUGCAUGCGCCGGCGCGCUCAGUCCGGCUGGGCGGGCUCGGCGGAAUUUGUCCGCUCCGCGGUCUCCAGCCAAAGAAGAGGUGGUGUGAAGUAGGCGCGAAUGCCUUAUACCUAGCCCGCCAAGCUCAUGGUUAACAGCUCAGAGAGAGAAACAUUUGAGGGAGGAUGGAUGCAAAAGCUCGAAAUUGUUUGCUUCAACAUAGAGAAGCUCUGGAAAAGGACAUCAAAACAUCCUACAUAAUGGAUCACAUGAUUAGUGAUGGAGUUUUAACGCCCUCGGAGGAGGAAAAAGUAAAAAAUGAGCCUACUCAACAGCAACGAGCAGCAUUGCUAAUUAAAAUGAUACUAAAAAAAGAUAAUUAUUCCUACAUAUCAUUCUACAAUGCUUUACUACAUGAAGGCUAUAAAGAUCUUGCCGUCCUUCUCCAUGGUGGCCUUCCUGUCAUCUCUUCUUCCAAUGGCAAAGAUUCAGUUGGUGGAAUAACUUCAUAUGUGAGGACAGUCCUGUGUGAAGGAGGAGUACCCCAGAGGCCAGUUGUUUUCGUUACUAGGAAGAAGCUGGUGAAUGCAAUUCAGCAAAAGCUCUUCAAACUGAAUGGUGAACCAGGAUGGGUCACUGUAUAUGGAAUGGCAGGUUGUGGGAAGUCUGUAUUAGCUGCAGAAGCUGUCAGAGAUCAUGUCUUCUUAGAAGUUUGUUUCCCAGGCGGUGUGCAUUGGAUUUCGGUUGGGAAACAAGACAAAUCUGGUCUUCUGAUGAAACUACAGAACCUUUGUACACGAUUGGAUCAGGACGAGAGUUUCUCCCACAGGCUUCCACUUAAUAUUGAAGAGGCUAAAGACCGUCUCCGCAUUCUGAUGCUGCGCAAACACCCAAGGUCUCUGUUGAUCUUGGAUGAUGUUUGGGAUCCUUGGGUGUUAAAAGCUUUUGACAAUCAGUGUCAGAUUCUUCUUACAACCAGAGACAAGAGUGUUACAGAUUCAGUGAUGGGUCCUAAAUAUGUCGUUCCUGUGGAGAGUGGCUUAGGAAAAGAAAAAGGACUUGAAAUUUUAUCCCUUUUUGUUAAUAUGAAGAAAUCAGAUUUGCCAGAACAAGCACAUAGUAUUAUAAAAGAAUGUAAAGGUUCUCCUCUUGUAGUGUCUUUAAUUGGUGCUCUUUUACGUGACUUUCCCAACCGCUGGGAGUACUACCUCAGGCAACUUCAGAAUAAGCAGUUUAAGAGGAUAAGGAAAUCUUCAUCUUAUGAUUAUGAGGCCCUGGAUGAAGCCAUGUCUAUAAGUGUUGACAUGCUCAGAGAAGAUAUCAAAGAUUAUUACACAGAUCUCUCCAUCUUUCAGAAGGAUGUUAAGGUGCCUACAAAGGUGUUAUGUGUCCUCUGGGACAUGGAGACUGAAGAAGUUGAAGACAUACUGCAGGAGUUUGUUAAUAAGUCCCUCUUAUUCUGUGAUCGGAAUGGAAAAUCAUUUUGGUAUUAUUUGCACGAUCUUCAAGUUGAUUUCCUUACAGAGAAGAACCGCACCCAGCUUCAGGAUCUACACAAGAAGAUAAUCACUCAGUUCCAGAGAUACCACCAGCCACGCACUCUCUCGUUAGAGCAGGAGGACUGCAUGUACUGGUACAAUUAUCUGGCCUAUCACAUGGCUAGUGCCAAUAUGCACAAAGAACUUCGUGCUUUAAUGUUUUCCCUGGAUUGGAUUACAGCAAAAACGGAACUCGUAGGCCCUGCUCAUCUGAUUCAUGAAUUUGUGGAAUACCGGCAUAUACUGGAUGAAAAGGACUGUGCCGUCUGUGAGAAUUUCCAGGAGUUUUUAUCUUUAAACGGACAUCUUCUUGGACGACAACCAUUUCCUAAUAUUGUACAGCUGGGUCUCUGUGAACCGGAAACUUCAGAAGUGUAUCAGCAAGCUAAGCUGCAGGCCAAGCAGGAGGUCGAUAAUGGAAUGCUUUACCUGGAGUGGACAAACAAAAAAACCAUCAAGAAUCUGUCACGCUUGGUUGUCCGCCCCCAUACAGACACUGUUUACCAUGCUUGCUUUUCUGCGGAUGGUCACAGAAUAGCUUCCUGUGGAGCCGAUAAAACCUUACAGGUGUUCAAAGCUGAAACAGGAGAGAAACUUCUAGAAAUCAAGGCUCAUGAAGAUGAAGUGCUUUGCUGUGCAUUCUCUGCAGAUGGCAAAUUUAUAGCAACCUGUUCAGGGGAUAAAAAAGUGAAGAUUUGGAAUUCUGUGACCGGGCAACAAGUGCACAGCUAUGAUGAACACUCAGAGCAAGUCAACUGUUGCCACUUCACCCACAACAGUCAUCCCCUUCUCUUAGCCACUGGGUCCAGUGACGGCGUCCUCAAACUCUGGGAUUUGAAUCAAGAACCUUGUCGAAAUACCUUGUUAGGCCAUAACAAUUCAGCCAAUCACUGCAGAUUUUCACCAGACGAUAAGCUUUUGGCUAGUUGUUCAGCUGAUGGGACAUUAAAGCUUUGGGAUGUGAAAUCAGCAAAUGAGAGGAAAACCAUUAACGUGAAGCAGUUUUUCCUAAGCUCAGAGGAGCCUCAGGAGGACAUGGAAGUGAUAGUGAAGUGUUGUUCGUGGUCUUCUGAUGGCUCCAGGAUAAUGGUGGCUGCCAAAAAUAAAAUCUUUCUUUUUGACAUUCAGACCAGUGGUCUAUUGGCAGAAAUCCACAUGGGCCAUCACAGCACCAUCCAAUACUGUGACUUCUCCUCCCAUAACCAUUUGGCACUGGUGGCUUUGUCCCAGUACUGUGUGGAGCUGUGGAAUGUGGACUCAUGUGUAAAAGUAGCUGAUUGCAGAGGACAUUUAAGUUGGGUUCAUUGUGUGAUGUUUUCUCCUGAUGGAUCAUCAUUUUUGACAUCUUCUGAUGACCAGACAAUCAGGCUCUGGGAGACAAAGAAAGUGUGUGAGGACUCUGCUAUAGUUUUAAAGCAAGAAAUAGAUGUUGUAUUUCAAGAAAAUGAAGUGAUGGUUCUUGCAGUUGACAAUAUAAGACGUCUGCAACUCAUUAAUGGAAAAACAGGUCAGAUUGAUUAUCUGACUGAAGCUCAAGUUAGUUGCUGUUGCUUAAGUCCGAAUCUUGAGUACGUUGCAUUUGGAGACAGCGGUGGAACCAUUGCGAUUUUAGAACUUCUCAACACAAGGAUAUUUCGAUCCAGCAUCAGGCACAAGAACACUGUAUGGCACCUGCAGUUCACAGCUGAUGGAAAGACUCUAAUCUCAAGCUCUGAUGAUUCUACAAUUCAGGUAUGGAAUUGGCAAUCAGAGGACUAUAUCUCCCUGCAAGCCCACCAGGAAACUGUGAAAGACUUUAGGCUCUUGAAAAAUUCAAGACUGCUUUCCUGGUCAUUUGAUGGCACGGUGAAGGUAUGGAAUAUCACUACUGGGAAAGUAGAGAAAGACUUUGCCUGUCACCAGGAUACAGUCCUUUCUUGUGAUAUUUCUCCAGAUGCUACCAAGUUUUCAUCUACCUCUGCUGACAAGACUGCAAAGAUUUGGAGUUUCGAACUCCCGUCCCCUCUUCAUGAAUUGGAGGGCCACAAAGGCUGUGUGCGCUGCUCUGCCUUCUCUGUGGAUGGUACCCUGCUGGCAACUGGAGAUGACAAUGGAGAAAUCAGGAUAUGGAAUGUGUCAAACGGGGAGCUGCUUCAUUUAUGUGCUCCGAUUUCCGUAGAAGAAGGAGCCGCUACUCACGGAGGCUGGGUGACCGACCUCUGCUUUUCUCCAGAUAGCAAAAUGCUCGUCUCUGCUGGGGGCUAUCUUAAGUGGUGGAGCGUCGUCACUGGGGAAUCCUCACAGACCUUCUACACAAAUGGAACCAACCUGAAGAAAAUACAUGUGGCCCCUGACUUCAAGACAUAUGUGACUGUUGAUAAUCUCGGUAUUUUAUAUAUUUUACAGACUUUAGAGUAAAAUAGUUAAGCAUUAAUGUAAGUUGAACCUUUUAAAUUUUGACUUGGAAAAAAUCGUGAUGAACUUGUAUUCCGACUUUUUAUGAAGCUGUGAAUUGUUUUGCAGUAUUGUAUUCACUACAGAAGUCUUCGUGGCUGGGUGAGUAAUACUAAUGUAGCUUUUUCCCAAAUGAACACACUUUUAAUCUUGUUUUUCAUAAUCAUCAUCAUUAUUUUUAACAAUUUGUCUUUAAGAUGCAAAUGAAAAUGUAAAUAUGUUCCUUAUUAUACUGUUGGCAAAAUGAUCUCUUGAUACAUUCAAAUUGGUUGACAUAAUUAAUGAGGAUAAUUUGAAGGAAACAUGUGGUUUUAAUGUGCUCUCCAUGAGGCCUGGGCCUCAGACUGGCAGUGGCCUGCUUUCCGGCCACACGUACCCCCUGGGGUACAGUUUCCCAAAUACAAUCUGGGAGCUUAUUUGCAGCCCUUAAAUUUGCGUUAAAAAUAUUGUGUCUGUGUGCAGAAUUUGCAAUAUUUCCUUUAAUUCACUAGAUAAGUGAGUCUUGGAUUUCAGAGGUUCCUUCUGUGCAAUAAAAAUUGUGUGUGUUGGAGAGAGUAGAUUUUAUCAGUCUAUCUUUUUCUCACUGGCUGAGGGCAGUUGGUGCCCCAAGUGGACUCCAGCGGUCAGUCUCUGAGCUGCAUGCUCUCCUGCUGAUUUUUUUUUAUGUACGAGACCUUUUUCUUAACCUUCACUUUUUUCUCUUUUUUUAAAAGCAAUUUCUCCACAGUAAAAUAUUGGUAAACCAAAUUAAUUGGGGAGAAGCCAAUUGUAAUAAGUUUUAAUAACAGAUUUUUUUCUAAGAAAUAUAAAAUAGUAAGAAAUCAUUUUCUUCUAAUUCCAUUUACUUUUAGAUGAAUGGCAUUGCCAAUGCUGUUCUCUUAGUGAAUUUCAGAACCAGAAGUCACUGUGACUUUGGAUGGUGUCACCUUUAACCCCUGACCAAUCUGUCUUCCUUCCCUUCUCUCCUAAUCCACUUCCUUUCCCUCCCUCCCUGGUUCAUCAGAAAAGAUGGCUGUGACAGGGGAGAAGUCCAGCAGCAUCAAUCAUCAGUUUUUCUGAUCUCUUGAUUAGGAACCUUAAUUGCAGCUUAGAGCUAAACAUUUUUCUAGAUAUUUAUUAAGGGAAAUGCUGGUAAAUUAACAGUAGAUGUGGUUGUCUCAUUAAAAAAACAACCAGAACUCAAAACAUUUUUUUUGCUGUAACAGGGUAUUAGGGUUAAGAGCAGGUAGGCUGUGAACCACUUUUUUAUUUUAUUUACAUUUUUAUUUUAAAAUUGAUUUGAGAGAGGAAGGGAGAAAGAGACAGAGAGAGACACAUUGAUUUGUUUUUCUAGUUAUUUAUGCAUUCAUUGGUGCCCUGAGUGGGAAUUGAACCCACAACCUUGGUAUAUUGGGAUAAUGCUUUAACCAACUGAAACACCCAACCAAAGCCUGUGAACCAAUUUUUAUUGUUAUUGCAUAUUGGUAGCUAUGGGUGGGUGGGGGAUAGACCACUGCAGAUGUAUUUUAGAUUAGCUAUUCCUAUUUCACACUUCAGAGAACCAUAAAUAGAGUGAAUAAAAUCUUUUACAUUGUUAGGGAGGGUUUUUGUUUUUUAAUGAUGGGAGGAACUAGUUACAGAUCUACUGUGAUUUAAGCAAAUAUAAUGUGAAAUCUUAACUUUAUAAAAGAAAUUUCUGUAAGUGGUAUGUUUUGCUUAGAGUAUCCCCAUCAUAACUUGAUCUGCAUACAAUGUUUAGGAGCUCAUUUACAGCUCAGAGUAUGAAGUGUUAUCUUUUGGAAUUAGCCAUACUUGACCGUUAACAAACACCAUCAGCUUUUAAAAGGCCUUGAGUAGCCUUUGUCUGAAAAAGAAAUGAAAAGGAAAAAUGGGAAGAAAGACCAGGCCACAUAGGGAGUGAGGAGGAGGCUACCGCCGCAGCGCACGCUUCCCAGCAGCUGGGUGGUCAGUCCAGGGGGUGUUGCCCGGUGCUUGCAGAUCGGCAUGUUCACGUGCUGGGCUGGGAAUUAUAUUGCAUUUUAUAUACAUGUUAAGUUUUUUUUACAUUGUAUGUGUCCCAUAUGUUUGGAUAACUGUUUUGUAUUUACGAUACAGUUUACAUGUUUUUUUUGCCUUGGUAUACAUUUUAAUACAUGAAUUAAAAACAUUUAUAAAAAUAAAAUUCCAAAGAUACUUUUGAAAAACAUUUUCAGAUUGUUUCAGACUCCCUGCUCGUCCUCUGUUGGUUAGAAAACAAACGAGAAAGAGUCUUCAAAAUAAAUCCAUCAACCUUUCUAGGAUAUUUUAUCAGCUAUGUGUAAUUCAGUUCUAUCAAAUUUUCUGUCUCCCCAGUCUGUGUGAUUGCUGCCUGGUGUAGCUGGCAUGGUGAAGACUCUGUAAAAAACAGAAUUCAUUUAUUCAUUCUUCCUUUCUGUAAAUGUUUACUGAACUCUACCAUGUGCCUGGCAUUUUUGUAGGUAAUAGCAGUGAGCAAAACAAAGCCCUUGCCCUGUUGCAGUUUGGUGCUAGGGAGAGGUGGACACAGAGUAAAAAAGUAAAAUGUGUAGUGUGUUCGUUGUAGUAAUAUCAGUUGCAAUAUUGUGUGUAAUUGGGGAGGGGGAGGGUUACAGUUUUAGAGGGAGUUGCUCAGGGAGAAGGUGACACUUGAGUGUAGACCUGACAGGUGAGGGAAUGAGUCGUGCAGGUAUCCGGAGAGCAUGCCCAAGGGAGAGCGCAGCAAGUGCAAAGACUUCGGUGUGGGAUGGGUUGGUCUGUCUGGAACUGGCCAGGAGCCAGUGUGGCUGGAGGAGACCUCGAGGGGGAAGGUAAUAGGAGGUGCACGCUGGAGGGCCUCAAGGAGCUCGUGGAUGGCUUGCAGCAGUGGGGUGAUUUGACUUGUGGGAGCCAAUUGACAGGCUGGAAGCAGGGAGCAGGGAGACCAGUGAGAAGCUUUUGCAAUAAUCUUUGCAAAAACGAAGGCAGCCAGACUAGAGUAGCAACAGUAGAGGUUGUGGUAAGCUGGAUUCUGGAUGUAUUUUGAAGAUAAGAGGUAAUGGAUUGGACAGAGGUUGUGAGAGAAAGACAAUUGAAGAACGAUACCCAAGGUUUUGGCCUGUUUGACUUGAGUAACUAGAAGAAUUUAGUUGCCAUUAACUGAGAUGAAGAACAAUGAAAGGAGCAGAUUUUCGGGCAUAGUAAGUGUGAGGUGGUCGUUCGGCAUCCAAGUAGAGCUGUUGAGUAGCUGGUUGGAUCAUGGGGUCUGGAGUUCAGGGGGAAAAUCUGUGAUGGAGAUAGGAAUCGCAAGGGUCAUGGGUGAAUCAGUGGCUCUUGAAACCAUAAAACCAGAAGACAGCAGCAGUGAAAUGGGUGCAAAAGGAGGCCUGAGACUAGGUCCCAGUUGGUGAGAUGAGAGACCAGCACGGAGAAGGACCAGCAAAGACCAGAAACCACAAGUUCGUGUGGUACACAUGGUGAGUACAGUGGGGUGGGUUCCUUCACUCACUGUGACCUUGGGCAAAACUUCUUUAAUGGCUUGUUUGUUCAGCCACCGAUCCCACAUGCCUUGCAUGUCUACUGUGUGCCAAGCACUAUUUUAAGCAGCAGCCGAGGCAAUAAAUGAGUACAUUUUAGUUGUGGGGGAGACGGGAGACAGCAGAUAAUAAGAAAACAAGAAGAUAGCAGCAGCUGUCUUAUCUGUGAGAUGCUUCUUGGGGUGGUUGUAAGGAUUUAAUAAGACAAUGCUCAUAAAGUACGUAUCUCAGUACUGGGACCAAGGAAGUGCUUGGUGAGAAAUGCUCGGUGGUGAUUGAGUCCUGUCAUCUUCGGCCUGGCAGCAGGUCGCCAGCUGCCAUCUCUGCCACCAAACGCUGGACGUGCUGCAUGCUCUCUUGCUUCUGUGGCUUCGUAUACAGUGAUCUCUCUUCCAUACUGCCACCCUCACCCCCACCUCGUUUGUUUCCUCUCAAUUUCUUCUUAUUUUCCCUAUGUCCCUUGAGGUGACCCCUGUGCUGUCUGGUAGCACCUUCUCUUCUCUUACGUGUCCCUCAGUGCCCUGUGUCCUUUGCUUAUUGGAGUCUUGCAUUAGAGCAGAAGUUUUGUGAAAGUCUGGUCUGUGCCUUUUAUACCAGAGCCUCACAGAAGCCUGGCUCCAGCCGGAGCCUCAGUAAGUAUUUGUGCGUGAUUGAAACUCUGGUGUGCCCGCGUGCCGAGGCGUGUUCUGUGUUCUUCUCUGCACUGGGGUAGUGCCAGGCGGUCGGAUUAAGAUGCAGCACGUCACCGGCCUUUCCUUCACCUUCCUUCCCAUUUUAGUUUGGCCUUUUAUUGUCGGGCAGUUUUAGGGAAAAGUCAAAUUUCUUUUGGAUAGAAAAGAUUCUUCUUCCAUAUUAUAUAAAAUGAAUUAACAUAUCUCUGGAGCGUUUAAGUUGUCAAGUGUGGCAAUCUCAACAAAUGUUUUGUGUUAUAAUUUACUGACCUUUAGAGAAAGAGAAAAUGAUUUUCUGAUAAUUCUUAGUCUCUGAAUGUUGUCAGUUGAACAAAUUUCCUUGCACAUAGUCCUUCCUCUUAAGAACACAGAUAUACAGUUAUUAAAAUAUCUGCAAAGGAAAUCAGCUGCUGUUGGGCUGUGCGUUUAACCCCAGAAUUGCUGUGUCAUUGUGUACGUUCACGUGGAAGGGGCGGGAGAAUUUGUAUCAAGUCUGGGACUCAUCAGAGGCCAGGGCUUUGAAGUCCUUUGGUGUCAACAGUGACUUACUUCUGAAUAAGAUGGUGUUGUGAGGAGGCCAAAAGUUGGGGAAUUUUCAUUUCAAUUAUGUUUCAGGAAAAUGAGUUGAGGGUAUUCACUGUCAAUUCAUUUAUGAGGUCAGGCUUUCAGAGCUGGGAAUACCGCUUAUCACACAGAAGUGAAGAGGAAAACCCGCCUCUGAUUUCCCAUCACCCGAGGCUAGAAUAAGCAACUAGAGAGCAUUCCAAAGCUGAGCUUGUGCUUGUCGGUUCUGAGCAACUGAUUGAACUGGAGAACACCCCGCAGGUGGGUGAUGACUCCUGCUUAGAAUCUAGGUGGCCAUUCUGAGGAGCUGGAGCAAACAUUCACGUUCAUCUGAAUGAAUAUCAGCUCCCCACGCUAGGCACCACCCAGCCUCCUAUUUUAUCUGCACAGCAGUGGGGUGGAUUUGCAGACUGUGCAGUUCUAGUUUAUAGAGGAAGAACCACACCCCAGGUAGUUGGUCAGUGACAAAGUGAGGGCCAGAAUACAAAUCUGAUAUUUUCUUUUUCAGAUACAAGUGCAAGUUUAUUAGAAAGUCAGAGAGGCAGAAAAAGUAAGCCAGCUGGUCUACAUGGGCUCAGGAAACCAGUUAUGGAAGUAAAAGAAGGGCCCUUGGAGUUCAGGGGAUGGAAAGAUGAUUUUUUUUUUAUAUAAGCACCCAGUCCAUUGGGCUACAAGUUGAGUGUUAGUUGCAGUUGGAAGUGGAAUCCUCUUAGGUUCAUGGCAGAUGGACACCAGUGUAGGGGUCAAGGCUUGGGUUUCAGCAGCUGGAGAUGUUGGUCUCAUUUUUGAUUCAUCUUCAAUUAGCAGUGACUCUAACUAAACCCUUCACCUUGGGUUUGUUUGCCUGUGGAUGAAAAAAGGGAUUCUAGGGAAAGUAACCUCAAAGGGAGAUCUAACCAUAAAUUCCUAACUGGACUGGUCAUGGUGGGUAGUCCUGCCCCAGGCACAUAAGUUUUUAGUAAAAGGUUUACGUUUGCCUUAAGCAAGCCCUGUCCAUUGCUUCAGUGAGCCUAGGUUUCAAAGGAGCACAUGAUCCUAACUAUUUUGUAAUCCAGUCCCCACCCUGCUUUCUUCCACCUCUGUGCAAUCUUCCUUACAUUCCCUCCUUAAUUUCAGAAGCAUAAAAGAAGCUGCAAAACUGUUAUUCUCCAGAGCAUUUGAGAUCUUGCUCCUUGACAUAUGUUGUCAAUUUAGCUCAAAUAAACUGUUACGAAAAUUCUCUACAGGUUUGGAUGUUUCCUAUGUAGACAUACCCCACUCUAUCAAGUAAUUUUCUGUGAUAAUAAAUCAUUUUUAGGAGGAAGGAAGGGGGAGCUACAACUUUAAAAAAAAACAAAAACAGGCUUCUUAUGUGCCAGACCCUGUGCUGGGCACUUUCUACAUAUUUAAUUUUAGCCUCCUAUCUAGAGUGGCCAGUGAGAUGUAAGCAGAAGUUGUGGGUUGAAGCUUCCAGGGACGCUCCUAAACAUUUGCUUUACUCAGCUGGGAGGCAGGAGCCCUUUGGUCUUCACCAUUCUUUUUCGUGCCUGGAAUGGGUAUGUGCUAGAUGGUGCUCCAGCAGCCAUUUUGUGAUCAAGAGGUGACCUUGCACAGUUGGAUGCUAUGUGCUAAGGAUGGCAGAGUAGAAAUAUUGAAGGAGCUUGGGAUUUUGAUGACAACUAUGUAGCUAUGAUUCCACCACUGUACUACUGCUGAAGUUCAUGUUACAUUAGAAAAAGGUCAACCCCUCCCUUUUUUAAGAGACUUUUAAUUCUGGUCUUUCAGUUCCUGAUACUCUCAUAAACUCAUUUGGUGUAUAAGAUCAGUUCAGCAAAUGUCAGUCAGUGACCCUGUAUCCCUCCCUCCUCCACCCCCUCAACUCAGCCAUAGACACACUGUUCUUCUUCUGAGUAACUGGAGCUCUAACUGUGAGGCCAUUGAAACUUGGUGGAUUCUCAGAAAAUCUCCAACACAUGGUACAUGGACCAAGCCCAGGUAGCCCACAGUUGAGUUUUGUUUGGCCCAGACUUAUUUUUUAAAACUCUGAAUUUGUUGCCAGCAUUGGGAAAUUUGGUGAUUUCACAUAAAAACUGAUUUAUUAGAAAGUCUUUUGACCCAGGGUCUUCCUUUUUGCCUCACAGCAGUUAGCAGGAACUGAGUAGCAGCUGCCCCUGUGAUGUGGCAGGUGCUCUGUGGCUCAUCACAGCCCUCCCUUCACUCACGUUGCCCUUGAGUCCCUGCAGCUUCCUGACUUUGCAGCCUCUCCCCAGCCCCAGCCCAGCACCCCAGAAAUAGUCUGCUAAAACAGAAUUCCAGAAUUUCCUGUGACCUUUGUCUUUCCCAGUCUCCCCUGAUUUAACACUUAUCAUGUUGGGAUUUUGUUUGUUUUGUCUCCAAAAACUGAGCAUGCAGUUUUGAGAAGUGGCAAGAUAUCGACUUCUCACACAUCAGAAAAGAGCUGAUGUUGCUGCUUAGUGGAAGGCACCUUGACUUUCCCUCCUCACAGGUCUUACUGACAAGAGGCAGUGAGCUGGAGAGCCGCAGGCUCCCCGGGGGCCGCUGCAGGGAUACUCGAUUGAGACACUGAGACAUCCAGAGGAUCAUUCGGUGGAGUAUUGAAUAUGGCCUGCUUUGAACGGCUCUCAUUAAUUACCAUGUUGUGAGCUGACUUUGGCCGUAAGAGUGACUCCCUCUCAGCUUGCUCUUAACUGUGGCACCGAGACAUAACUCAGAGUUUUCCUGAUUGGCAGACUUGGAAGGUGCGUGUUAGCUCCACUGCACUUGUGAAGUCUGCUGUGCAACACACGUGCCCCUCAGCUCCUCUGAAUCAAGCAGAGAGCCCUGAGAAAACCUCAGCUGCUGUGGCAUCACCUUCCACUGGGGUGACCCCCCCCCAUUUCAAUCUGAUUUAUGUGUAGGUCUUUGCAUCACUGGUCAUUACUCUUGGUUAAAUGUCUGUGCAGCUUUUACAAAUGUAAGGCUCAGGGGUUUGGGAGAGAAAAACAAAAACUGUUCUGGCAGGAAAUAAUUUGUAGCUAUGAUUCAUUAUGACUUACAAACAGGGUGCAUUAUGUUGGGUGGGGAGGAUCAGUUUUGCAUUAGCAACUCGAGUAAAAUGGCAUCGAGCACAGAGUGAGUGUUCAGUGAGUAUGUUGGCUCGGGGUGAAGACAGGGAACAGUUGGGUAUAACUGGUGUCCCCCAGGUCAGCACCAAAGUCUUGGGGUUAAUUUCACCAUCAAAAGUAAGUUCUGGUCCAUGGGUCCUAAGGGAAUCUCUCAGGAUGCAGGAUGCGGAUUGUGCAACAGGCCUAAGGAAAUUCUCUGCCUGCUUUGGAACUGGUUUCUGUGGGAAGCAAGAUUCUGUGCCUGGACCCACAGGGCCUGGCUUCUGUGUCUGCUCUGCCAGCAGUGAAUGGAUGUGGGCCGGCCGGGCGAGGAGGGAUGGGGAUGGGGUGUGUGUGGGGCAGCCUGAUGGGAGCCUUGGUACAGCGAGGCUCUGUUGGCCUAGUUGGCUGCUUACCCAAUUUUAUUUCAAGAAAUGUGGUUAUCACUGUCAGAUUGCUUAGUUUUCACAAGAAACAUAGUGAAGAGCUUGCAUAACAAGAGAACUGAAAAACUUAAUGUCUAAUAAAAAGGCUUUAUUCCAUACAGACUUCUGGCCACGGUCAUUGAGUUCCAAUUCUGUGGAAGAAGUGCGGAGGCUAACCCACUUAUCAGAUUUUCAUUUCUUUUCAGCAAUGGCUUAGGAGCAAUGCUGUUUGGUCCCAGUGUGAAUUUCUGUUGAUUUUUGAGAACUGGCGUGUGUUCUUUAAGCCUGCCCGCUCUGUCCUGUCACAUCCAGACACCGCGCGCCGGCCGUCUUCCCGUGUUCCCACAAAAAAGUCUGGUGUGUCUUCAGAAAGAAUCGCACCCAUGACUUAUUAAUGAUCUAACUAGGCAUAAUUUUCACAGCGUUCAUUCACCAAAUUUAUCAUAGAAUAUCAUUUAAGAUGAAAAAUUAAUGGAGUAAUAGAACUGAAGUCCUUUUUGGAAUAAUAUUAGCAUUCAAGGAUUCCCACCCCCAUGGAUAUUGCAAUUACCAACGUGUCAAAUUUCCCCUUCAAGAAAAUGAGCAGCAAAGCCCUUCUCCUGCCUGUGGGCUGUCUCUCCUGUUUGCUCUGCAGAUCCACCCCCCUCCCAGCCCUGAUCGGUGACCGGAGGCUGCCCUGUGUGGACCAUGUCGGCGGUCUCCUGGCUCUCUGGCUUCCGUGGGUUCAGGUAAUGCAGAAUGGGAGGGAGAGGGUGAGAUCAGGGUAUUUUAGUCCCUGGCCCCCUCGACGAGGGCCCCUCUUCCUGGUCCCGUGCCGCCACCUGUGUGAGCCCCUCCAUUGCCCUGCAGGCUGCCAACACCUAUGCUAGCGGUCUAUUUAUUAAACUCCUAAAUUAUCCUAAUGGAAUGUGCCAUCUGCUUUGUGCUGGGCUGUAACUGAUGCAAAUAAGCUUUUGGUCUACAGCGAUAACAAAUAAGGGGAUUGCUGACCUUUUGGUGGUUAGCGAAGAUAAGGGGCCCUGUCCCUGGGUCCUUCCUGUGUGUUCACUGACUGAGCCCUUUGCCUUCUUUCAGUCAGUCCCCGCCUCCCUCCUCCCCUUUUACAGCUGUCAGUCUCUUCCUUGUUUCCAUGCCUCUGGUUCUAUUUUGUUCCUUAGUUUAUUUUGUUCAUUAGGUUCCUUUUAUAAGUGAGAUCAUAUGGUAUUUGUCUUUCACCAACUGGCUUGUUUCACUUAGCUUAAGAGUCUCCAGUUCCAUCCACACCAUGUGGACAGAGGCAGAGGGGGAAAAAUUGGGAUAAUGGUAAUAGCAUAAACAAAAAAAUUUUUUUUAAAUGAAAGUACAUGAAUAAAAAAAGAAAGAAAAAAAAAUCCAAAUUUCCAACCCAAACCUUCCAUCCCUUCAGGAAACCCACCCGUCUGCCUCUGUGAAGGUCACGCCAUCACAGGCUGGUUUUACCUCUUUGGGAUUUAAAUCCCUGGGCCCUGGAUGUCGGGCUGGGAGCACCCCGAGGUGGCUUUGGCAUGUGCUUUGUAGAGUAACAGGCUUGGCUCCAGCAGCGGGGGCAUGUUCUGGAAGCCACAGGGUAGGUAGAGAAUGUGAGUCACUGGUCUUCCCGGUGUUACCAUGGCCCUAUUGUCACUCGGUUCACAGCUGGCACAUGCAUUUUAGGAAAAACGAAAGGAUUAAUGAGUGUUGCUCUGGAAUGUUUGUGUCCCCCUCACAAUUCCUAUGUUGGAGCCAUAAUGGGCCUAUGGGAGACAAUUGGGGUUGGAGUCAUAAGGGUGGGGCACUCAUGAUGGCAUUCAUGCCCUUCUAAGAAGUGACCCCAGAAAGCUUGCUGCUCCCCAUCCCUGGCUCAUACACACAAAGAAGAGGUCACGUGAGCACCCAGCAAGACGGCGGCCACCUGCAAGCCAAGAGAAAAGGCCUUGGAAUGAGACCCACCUUGCUGUCUGGGACCUGCCAGCCUCCAGAACGGUGAGACAUACAUUUGUUGUUUAGGCCUCUUAGUCUCUGAUAUUCUGAUACGGCGGCCUGAGCUGGACAGACAUACAGGUGUUUUACACAAGCCGCUGCCUAUGUCACCUGUGCAAGUGAUCCAGGUUGGCUGUGGUCCCGCCUCUCAGAAAUCCCUGUUUCGGCAAUUCCUCCUCAUAGCCCACUUUAAUAUUCCAACAAAGACAAUGGGGGCAUUUUGGCUGAAAUUCAAGCUUUAAUGGCCACUGUAUCUUUCUUAGACAGGUUGAACUUGGAAAUGAGCAAAUUUUCUCCACAAUUUUGCCAACUAAAAGAUCCCUUUAGCUAUGCAUGCUGUGAAGGCUGGUCCUUUGAUUCUGGUCCUAAAGGGAAGCAGAAAGCUCACAGAAUGAUGCUGAGCACCAGUGGCUGUACAAUUUCCUUUUUAUUUUGUGUGCUUUUUUAUAGGAUAUAAAUAAUGACAAAAAUUACAAAAUUUAUAACUGGAAGCCCAAGCAUAUUUACACAUAUAUUUCUGUUUCAGCAAAGCUACUAUUCACUUUGCUCCUAUACAGUUUCCUCUUGGUACCAUAUAUGUGUUAUUUUACUCUCCAUUUACUACAUACAUAUCAACAGUGAAUAGGCAAAAUAUGUACAAGGAACUGUUCAGUUCAAGUAAUUUAAUAUCGUAUUAAAAUUCUUCCACACUGAACUAAACCACAUACAUUUGUCAGUUUGAAAUAAAAUUUAAUUAUCUUUCAAAACUCACCAAAUGAUGAAUGUAACUGAUAGUCUCAAGUUUAAAAUAAUGUUGGUUAAUUAAAAAAAACAACAUUAAGACAACCCCACAAUUUUUCAAUAUCGCUAUAAUGAACUUCAAAU
Artibeus jamaicensis (Jamaican fruit-eating bat) is the source of this 15164-nucleotide messenger RNA. RefSeq names its product apoptotic peptidase activating factor 1 (gene APAF1). The transcript has 27 exons. Lineage: Eukaryota; Metazoa; Chordata; Mammalia; Chiroptera; Phyllostomidae. Gene Ontology annotation, cellular component: apoptosome. The record is from RefSeq and is a predicted model, not a curated record. Bases 286 to 4035 code for a protein of 1249 amino acids. Gene Ontology annotation, biological process: apoptotic signaling pathway; regulation of apoptotic process. Gene Ontology annotation, molecular function: ADP binding; protein binding.